AUAUUAAAGAAAAAACUAAAUGGGACCGAGAGAAAAGCAAGAAAAAAGUAUUCUUACAUGUCGAAAAUGAAGUAUCCGAAGACAUUCAGGCUAAACAAUUAACCGAAGCCGAAAAGGACUACCUUUUUUACAUUGCCAACCCAGAUAUUACCAAUGAAAUUAAAAAGAUGGAAAUUUACUCUCCUUCCAAAGGAACUGAAGAAAGAGAUAGAUUAUAUAAAGAUUUUCAUGAGGAAUUAAGUGAACUCAAAGAAGUUUACGGCUGUGAGGGCAUCCAUACUCUAUCUUAUGGCAGUUUAGGAGAACAUCAGCAAGAAAUAUUAUUAGAAAAAGAAGUGGAGAAUUUGGAGGAUGAUGAAGAGAAGUCGGAACAAUCGGAACAAGAAAAAGAAAUCCCCAAGAAGGAAAUAUUAGAGUUAGAAAAGAAAAACGGAACCGAACAAAGACAAAUUGAUGAACUAAAAGAAGAAAUCAGAAAUGAUUUAAAGCAGCAACAAAAAAAUAUUAUUCCGACUUUUCAGACUAACGACCAAUUAUUAACUCCCCCUCCCACUCCUCCUUUAAAACCAAGCCAAAAGGAAGAUUUACCACCCCCGAUUGAGGAAUUAAGUUGGAACAGCAAAACAAAGUCGGAACAACAAAAAAAUAAA
Molecule: messenger RNA, 650 nt
Organism: Ambispora leptoticha
Lineage: Eukaryota; Fungi; Glomeromycota; Glomeromycetes; Archaeosporales; Ambisporaceae
Source: the annotation of a GenBank genome assembly